Molecule: messenger RNA, 3852 nt
Organism: Achroia grisella
Lineage: Eukaryota; Metazoa; Arthropoda; Insecta; Lepidoptera; Pyralidae
Exons: 2
Coding region: 1-3852 (1283 amino acids)
Biological process (GO): DNA integration
Molecular function (GO): nucleic acid binding
Source: RefSeq, a predicted model, not a curated record
AUGGAAGAUAGUUGGAAAAUUUUUCAACAGAAAUUAGAAAUAUUUCUGUUGGCAUCGGGGAAUGACAGUAAAUCUGGUAAGAUAAAAACAGCUAUUCUUCUAAGUCUUAUAGGUGAUAGAGGUCUAAGAUUAUAUAACACAUUUGUAUAUGAUGCAUCAAAAAAUGAAAAUAAAGAUGAUUUUGAACUAAUAUUAUCUAAGUUUGAAGAACACUUUACUCCUCAAAAAAAUAUCACAUAUGAGAGAUACAAAUUUUUCUCUAGAAAUCAGAAGCCAGAUGAAACAUAUGAAGAUUAUAUUGCGUGUUUACGUGAUUUGAGUAUGACCUGUGAAUUUGGCGCGUUAGCCGAAAGUCUUAUAAAGGAUCGUUUGGUAUGUGGAAUAUCAGACAUUACAGUAAAGGAUAGAUUAUUACGAACUAGGGAUUUAUCAUUGAUAAAAGCUGAAGAAAUUUGUCGGGCAUCACAGGAAACGAAAAUGCAGAUUCAACAACUUUGUGCUAACACAGCAGAUUGUAAUGGUGGUGAAUCCAGUGGAAUACUAAAAUUAAAUCGAAACAUACGUGAUAAAGUUGACAUUGACAGAAAAUAUGAAUCUUCUCGAUAUCAGAUAAAAAAUAGUAAUUUGAAAGUUAAAACUUUUUUAUGUAAACGAUGUGGAUAUGAACAUAUACCUCAACAAUGUCCAGCAUUCAACAAAAGAUGUUUGAAAUGUCAGAGAUAUAAUCAUUUUGCUAGACAGUGUCAAGUAAAAACUGUUGAAGUUGAUGAAUCCGAACAUGAAAUUGAAACUAUUCGUUUGGGCGCAGUUUUCAUACAUUCACUCAAUGGUAACAAAGACUGGGUAAUAACAGUUGGAGCAUAUAAUCAAGGUAAUUUAAAAGAAUUGAAGCUAAAAGUGGACACUGGUGCACAAGCAAAUGUACUAAGGGCAGAUAAUUUACCUGAAUUAGGUGGUGACAUACAUAAUUUACUAAUUACUAAUUCCAAGUUGACGACUUAUACGGGAACUCCGAUCAACUGUUUAGGUAAGACUGUUCUGGACUGUAAAUAUAAUGGUAAUGUUCAUAAAUUAGAGUUCUUUAUAGUAGAUUGUGAACGUGCGUGCAAUAUUAUUGGAUUGCAAUCUUCUGCACAAUUGAAAAUAAUAAAUCCUGAAUACAGUAUGGGUCAGGUAUCAUGUGAGCAAGUUGUUAUGACAGAUUAUAAAGAAUUGUUUGUCGGUUUGGGAUGUAUGAAAGAAGAGUAUGACAUUAAAUUGAAAGAAAAUGUGAGUCCUGUAGUUCAUGCAAGUAGACGUGUACCCCUAGCUAUACAACCUCGUCUUAAGAAGAAGUUAGAGGAGUUAGAGCGAAUAGGUGUUAUUUCUAAAGUUCAAAAUCCUACUGAAUGGGUUAACUCUUUAGUAAUUGUGUAUAAACCUAAUGGCGAUUUGAGACUAUGUAUAGAUCCUAAAGAUUUAAAUGAAGCUAUUCAAAGGCAACAUUUUGAACUCCCGACUUUUGAUGAAAUAUCUAGCAAAUUAUCUGGAGCUAAUAUUUUUAGUACGCUUGACAUUAAAAAUGGAUUUUGGAAUAUUAAAUUAACACAAGCCAGUUCAGAUCUUUGUUGUUUUAAUACGCCAUUUGGCAGAUAUAAAUUUCUUAGAAUGCCCUUUGGUAUUUGUAGUGCUCCAGAAAUUUAUCAACAUCGUAUGCGUCAGAUGCUAGAAGGAUUAGAAGGGGUUGAGGUAUAUAUUGAUGACAUAUUAAUUUGGGGUAAAGAUGAAAGUGAGCAUGAAAAAAGACUAAGGAAAGUAUUUGAAAGAUUACAAGAAGGUAAUGUAAAGUUAAAUAAAGAAAAAUGUAAAAUAGGUGUAUCAGAAUUGAAAUAUUUAGGUCAUAUAAUAAGUCAAGAAGGAAUACAACUAGGAAAAGAUAGAAUUCAAUCAAUUUUAGACAUGAAAAGUCCUAAAAAUCGUAAAGAGUUGGAACGAUUUCUAGGAGUAGUUAACUAUAUUUCCAAAUUUGUGCCUAAUUUUGCAAUAGAAAAUGCUCCUCUUAGAAAUCUUCUUAAAAAAGAUGUUGAGUUUGAUUGGAAUGAAAGUCAUGAGGAAAGUUUUAAUAGAAUAAAGAGUUUAUUAGUAAAAAAGCCAGUGCUACAAUUUUUCAAUGAAAAGUUACCUAUUCUUUUGUCCGUUGAUUCUUCAAAAUAUGGAUUAGGUGCUGUUUUACUACAGAAUAAUCUUCCAGUAGCGUAUGCCUCAAAAGCGUUAAAUGAGUGCCAAAAUAAUUAUGCUCAAAUUGAGAAGGAGCUUUUGGCUAUUUUAUUUGGUUGUGAGAAGUUUAAUCAAUUUAUCUAUGGUCGAAAAAUUACGAUUGAAACUGACCACUCUCCUUUAGUUUCACUAGUUAAAAAACCAUUGAAUACUGCUUCUCCUAGAAUACAGAGAAUGUUAAUUAAACUUCAAAAAUAUCAAUUUGAUUUGGUUUACAAAAGAGGUAGAGAAUUAUAUUUGGCUGAUACAUUAUCUAGAUCGUUUAAUGAAAAGUGUAACUCUGAAAUUGAUUUAGAAACUGAGGAAAUUGAGGCUAAAAUUGAUAUUUUACUUUGUGUAGUUAAUAUUUCUGAUAGACAAUUAGGUAAUAUUCGUGAAUUAACUGCACAAGAUAAUGAAUUAAAAACUGUAAAAGGAUUUAUUAAAAAUGGUUGGCCUUGUCAUAGAGCCCAAGUACCUGAUAUUGUUAAAUCAUACUGGAAUGUGCGAAAUGAGUUAAUAAUUAAAUCUGGUAUUAUUUUAAAGAAUACAUGUUUAGUAAUUCCUCAUAAAUUAAGACAUGAAAUGCUAUCUAGAAUACAUUAUCCACAUUUAGGUAUAACGAAGUCAUUGUUACGUGCUCAAGAAGUCAUGUAUUGGCCUGUAAUAACAAUAAAAAAAGAGCCUUUAGUUUCUCAUAGUGUGCCAGAUAGCCCCUGGCAAAAGGUAGCAGUUGACAUAUUUGAGCUUGGUGGAAACAGUUAUUUAUUAGCUGUCGAUUAUUAUUCAAAGUAUCCUGAACUAUGUUAUUUGGAAUCAACUACAAGUACUUCGGUUAUUAUUAAUCUUAAACGAAUAUUUAGUAGGAAUGGAAUACCGGAGACAUUAAUAAGUGAUGGAGGUCCACAGUUUUCUUCAACACAAUUUAAAGAGUUUUCUAUAAAAUGGGAAUUUGAUCAUAUUUUUAGUAGUCCUGAGCAUGCACAAUCUAAUGGGAUGGUAGAGCGCACGAUUCAGUCCGUUAAACGUUUAUUAUGUAAAUCUUUACAUGAGAAUAAGGAUCCAUUCUUAGCAAUGUUGGAAUUUAGAAACACUCCUAUAGCUCAUAAUAUUCCAUCGCCAGCAGAAAAUUUAUUUAAUAGAAAACUUAGAGGAAUAUUACCAAGUAAUUCUGAACGAUUCAAACCUAAAGUUAGUAUUAAACCAAAAUUGAUAGAAAGAACGAUGAUGAGUGAGAGAAAUUAUAACAGAAAUAAGGUGAAUUUAAAAAUGUUGCAACCUGGGGAUGUUGUGUUGUUUAAAGUUAGGAAUGAAUGGAGAAAGGGUGUAAUUAAGAGUCAGAGAAAUGCUAGAUCGUAUUUUAUAGAAUCUGAUAAUAGAGUAUUUUUGAGGAAUAGGUUUUUUAUAAAGAUAUUACCUUCUGUACCAUACUAUAUCCCGGAUGAGGAAGAUAAUAAAGUUACUGUAACUACUACAACGGGAAAAGAAAUAAUUGUUAAUAGUGACACUGCUACUGAUAGUGCGUCUCAAUCUGCUAGAGUACAAACACAUUCUGAUUUCCCAUAUAUUACUCGUUCUGGUCGAAUAAUACAUCGUCCUCAAAGAUAUGAUUAUUAG